AUGUCAAAAUUCCCACCAGAUGUCACCGCCCUAUUUAAACCAGCUCCACCAUUAAAAUAUCUCAAGUCAACAGAUCAUCCAGUUCAUAAACGUCAAACUUACCCAAAGAUUGCAGAGUUAUCAUCAUAUCUAACAUAUUUAUCAGAUUACCAAUUGAAAUACCCUAAUGGUAGUAGAAACAAAUAUCUAGAAUAUCUAACACGUCAAUCAGAGAGACAGAAGAAGCAUCAAGAAAGACUCGAUGAAAAAUAUAAAGAAUGGGAUCCUCACAAUGAUCCACAUAUGAAAAACACAGAUCCAUAUUGCACUAUAUUUGUUGGUAGAUUGCCGUACGAUAUUAACGAGUUAGAAUUACAAAAAAUUUUUAGUAAAUACGGUAGUAUUGAUAGAAUACGAAUAGUUAGAGAGAAAGAAGCUAAAAUACAGAAUAAUUGUGGUGGUAAUGAUAAGAGUAGGAAAAAGAAAAAAUUGUCAAAAAAUGAAGAUACUAAUACGAAUAAUAAAUCCAGAGGAUACGGAUUUAUUGUAUUUAGCAAUCCAAUGAGUUCCAAGAAAUGCAUACGAGAGACGGGUGUCCGUAGAGGUAUUGUGAUUCAUGGGAGAAGAUGCAUAGUGGAUUAUGAAAGAGGAAGAACUAACAAAUAUUUUGUUCCUAGUAGAUUUGGUGGAGGUUUAGGAAACAGAGGAUAUAGUUUAGCAACACACACAGAUAAACAGUUAAUAUCCAAUGAUCAUAGAUACAGAGGUACUAACAAAUUCCAAUCUUCUCAUCCUAAAAGAAGUGGUUAUUACGAACAGAUACAUCAUACUUCUUCAGCUACUCAUCCUAGGACAUCUUUGUUCUCACAAUCUCAAAACUAUCAAAAUUCUACAUUACUAUCACAAACACAAACAAUCCCAUCUCAUUUAAUGGAUAUAAAUGACACAUCUGAACAACAGGUAUUGUCGUAUCGUUCUCGUGUAACAAGAACACAAAAGGAAACAUCAAAUAAAACUCAAGCAUCAUUAGAUUACUAA
Messenger RNA from Arxiozyma heterogenica, 1017 nucleotides. It is a transcript of the gene SNP1, whose product is annotated as U1 snRNP complex subunit SNP1. NCBI's taxonomy places the organism in Eukaryota, Fungi, Ascomycota, Saccharomycetes, Saccharomycetales, Saccharomycetaceae. The transcript has a single exon. Gene Ontology annotation, biological process: mRNA splicing, via spliceosome. Gene Ontology annotation, cellular component: U1 snRNP; precatalytic spliceosome; U2-type prespliceosome. The record is from RefSeq and is a predicted model, not a curated record. Gene Ontology annotation, molecular function: mRNA binding; U1 snRNA binding. Bases 1 to 1017 code for a protein of 338 amino acids.